Messenger RNA from Bemisia tabaci, 782 nucleotides. Lineage: Eukaryota; Metazoa; Arthropoda; Insecta; Hemiptera; Aleyrodidae. The record is from RefSeq and is a predicted model, not a curated record.
GCGUUGAGGUGCUCCAGUACCGAGUACCCAAGAGACAAGCCUUGCUCCUUGCAUUAUGGCUACUAGCAACCCAGGAAGCUUUCCGAAGUACGGCCGACAGAUUCGGCCUCGAACGAUGCCAUGCUUUUCGCCUUUGGAUGAAGAUCUGGGAAGAACUUUAUGACAACAGCAGCCACUGGAUUUCUUUGCCUACCGGAGAUGCCGCUCUUCAAAAAAUGGAAGAAUUUCAGAAAGUAGGUUUCCCAGGUGUUAUUGGUGUCGUUGAUGGAUGCUAUAUCGCAAUACCAGGCCCCCUGAUGAUGAUUCCUAUUACAAUCGAAAGAAAGUUCAUUCGGUCUUGCUGCAGGGUAUCUGUGAUGCAGAUAUGCGCUUUAUGGAUGUGUUUUGUGGGUUUCCUGGUUCAGCCCACGAUGCUAGAGUUUGGACUGAAUCACCUCUCGGGCAAGCAUUAGCUGCCGAUUGGCAGACAAUGCUGCCAAAAGACAGUCACUUUUUGGGAGACAAGGCAUACCCAUCCUUAAAUUACUUGGUCGUACCAUUCAAAAAUGAUGGUCAAAUGACCCCCCAAAGAAAGGCCUUUAACAAAAAGUUAUCGAAGGUUCGAGUAAAAAUUGAACACGCUUUCGGUAGACUGAAAGGUAUCUUCACUCGAAUGAAGUAUCUACGAAGAAAAUUUAAAGUAUGCCAAAUAUUAUAUUAUUUCUGCAUGUGUUCUUCACAAUGUCGUUUUGGAAGAAAGGUACCAUUUAAGAGACCUACAGUUUGAAAUGCACGAGGAAGUA